AUGGCUUCUGUUCCUCUUCUCAGGCUCGCCGUCGUCCCACCAUCUCCCAAAACCCUCACAGCGAAACCCUUAUUCCUCCGGCACACUCCAUUCCGGCAGCAAUCGCUUCCUCGGCUCACCCCCAGGCGCAAGCCUCCUAUUGUCACCUUGGCGUCCUAUAGCCCGACGCCGGCGGCGGACCAGCUGAUCGCGGCGGCGGCCUAUUGCCUCCCUUUCUUCAACGGCCUGCAGUACGGGCGCUACGCCUUCGUCCAGUACCUGGCACUGGAACACGUCUUCGAGCCCCUGCUCCCCGUCGUCUCCGCCUACCGCUCCGUCCCCUUCGCGAGCUUCGCCGCCUUCUUCGCCCUCUACCUCCUCCUCGUCCGCAACCCCAACUUCGGCCGCUUCAUCCGUUUCAACGCGAUGCAGGCCGUCGUCAUGGACGUCCUCCUCGUCCUGUCGCUGCUCGUCCAGCGCGUCUUCACGCCCGGCAGGGGCAUCGGGUUCAAGAUCUUGAUUGUCGGCUACAACUGCAUGUUCGCGCUCCUCGUCGGCUGCUUCCUCUACUGCCUGGCGUCCUGCGUCCUCGGCCGGACGCCUUACCUGCCGUUCGUUGCGGAGGCCGCCGACCGGCAGCUGUAACUGCGGCAGAUCGGAGAGGCUUGUGGCCGUCAAACCUAGGUUU
Molecule: messenger RNA, 667 nt
Organism: Nymphaea colorata (pocket water lily)
Lineage: Eukaryota; Viridiplantae; Streptophyta; Magnoliopsida; Nymphaeales; Nymphaeaceae
Product: protein TIC 20-II, chloroplastic-like
Exons: 1
Coding region: 1-624 (207 amino acids)
Source: RefSeq, a predicted model, not a curated record